AUGCCUACCACCAGACGAGCAGCAGCGGCCGCCCGGGGUCGUCCCGGCCCCGCCAAGGGACAGUCAACAAUCAGCUUCACGGGCAGAGUUACAAAGGCUGUGCCAAAAGAUCUGAAGAAGGCGGUGACAGACACUCCCGCGAUUGCUAAGACUACCAUCCCGGAGAGGCCAGCAUCAAAGGGCGCAGUAACCAAGGAGGAAGAGGAGGAAAAAGUCGUCGAUGUUGUCGCAGACGAGCCUGAAGUCCACGAGGAGUCGGAGGCGGAGGCGGAAGUAGAACCUGUUACCGAAAAAGCCCCAGAGAAAACGGAAGCAGAGCUCAAGGCAGAGAAGAUUACGGAUGCUCAGAUCAAGUCGUACUGGAAAGCGAUUGAGAAGGUGCGCAAGGCGCCUCGAGUGCACCAGGAGGACCUUGACUUGGGCGAGAAAGUACUGCGAUACUUUGAUGUGAGCUCGCAGUAUGGUCCUUGUAUCGGAAUCACUCGCGUGAAGCGAUGGCAGCGAGCUGAGCGUCUUGGCAUGAAGCCCCCGAUUGAAGUUUUGGCGGUUCUUUUGAAAGAGGAGAACAAGGAGAAUGACGAAGUUGAGACUGCGCACAUGGAUCGGAUAAUGAAUGCCACGGCUUUGUCCACAUAA
Molecule: messenger RNA, 636 nt
Organism: Trichoderma breve
Lineage: Eukaryota; Fungi; Ascomycota; Sordariomycetes; Hypocreales; Hypocreaceae
Product: DNA polymerase delta, subunit 4 domain-containing protein
Exons: 2
Coding region: 1-636 (211 amino acids)
Biological process (GO): DNA-templated DNA replication; DNA synthesis involved in DNA repair
Cellular component (GO): delta DNA polymerase complex
Molecular function (GO): DNA-directed DNA polymerase activity
Source: RefSeq, a predicted model, not a curated record